Molecule: messenger RNA, 2015 nt
Organism: Portunus trituberculatus (swimming crab)
Lineage: Eukaryota; Metazoa; Arthropoda; Malacostraca; Decapoda; Portunidae
Product: monocarboxylate transporter 14-like
Exons: 5
Coding region: 158-1792 (544 amino acids)
Biological process (GO): monocarboxylic acid transport; transmembrane transport
Molecular function (GO): monocarboxylic acid transmembrane transporter activity
Source: RefSeq, a predicted model, not a curated record
GUCGUGAAGGGGUAGUAAGCCAACACACGCUCCUGGCCACUCAGAUGCAGCUUACGGGACGCAUCGGGCUAGUGACGAAAGCAGGUGCUCCGUGGACGCCGCUUCGUUAUCACAGUUAAAUUCAAAGACGUUGAGGGAAGAACAGGAAAAGAUUCUAAUGUUUUCAAGCGAAGCGUUAAACGAUCAAGAGUAUGAAGGAAACACAACUGCUGAAACCAAGGAUGUAUACACACAGGUGGAAGAAGACGUGCAAGGCCCUCAACCUCCUGACGGUGGAUGGGGUUGGGUGGUGGGCCUGGGAGCAGCUACUGUGGAUAUGAUGAUAACGAUGCUCGGCAACUCCUCUGGGAUCCUGUUCUUGCCACAGCUGUUACAGUGGGGCGCGUCCUCCACCACCGUGGCAGUGCUCUUGAACACUUACAUGGUGUCCAGGAGGCUGGCGGGCACGGUAACGGCCACGCUCACCAAGGAGUUCGGGUUCCGCAGAGUCGCCAUGACGGGCGCGCUGCUCACCGCCACCUGCCUCACUCUCACGGCCUUCGCCACCUCCCCGCACUACUUCUUCGUCUCCUUUUCUCUCGGCUGUGGUAUGGGCUGUGGGCUGAGUUCCGUUGGGUUCCUCAUUCUGUCUCGCUACUUCAAGAGGCGGCGCGGGCUGGCCAACACUUGCCUUGCUGUUGGGGUUGGUCUGGGAAACUUCCUGGGGCCCCUGUUCAUCCAGCUGCUGCAGGACACAUACGGUCAUCGCGGCGCCACGCUGGUACUCGGGGCAAUUGUGCUGCACGGCUUCCUAGGCACCACACUCUACCAUCCAGUCGAGUGGCACAUGAAAUUCCCGCCACGCCCUCACCCCCAACAUGAAGCGCUCAUGUCACCCAAGUCCUCGGCAAAACACGCCCACACAGUACUGGACAACUCACAGCCUCGUCACCGCUCAGAAGGUUUGAAUGUAAAGCUAAAAGAAUUAAGUGAGAGUCACCAGUCCCUGGCGUCAUGCAGGAGGCUGUCCGAUAACUCUUUAGACUUAGUCAGCAUGGCCUCCAUGACCUCGCUCGAGGCCCGGGGCACCACAGACCUCACAUACCACGAGGGCCGCGAGCCGCCACACACGGACACAGGACCUAACAUUUUGAGAAGCCUGCGACGACCUUUCACGAAGUUCAUUAAGGGCCUCUUGCGAGACCUGGCCAUCUUGAGGAGACCCACAGCCCUUAUCAUCGCCACGGGAAUCACAAUGGUCAUCAACGCUCAGGCUAACUUCAUCAUGAUGGUGCCCUUCGCCAUGCAGGCAGGAGGGCACUCCUUACAAACGGCAGCGUGGUGCCUUUCCGUCUCGGGCGUCAUCAACCUCUUGGUCAGAAUACUUACCUCAACACUCUCGGACUACUCGUGGUUCAACAUGCGCUUCUUCUACCUGCUGUCAAUGUUCACCAUGGCUGCCUCUAUCACAGUGUUUCCCUUACAGACGCAGACGGAGGGGAUGACGGUAGUGUUGGGGAUGUGGGGCGCUGCGAUGGGGAUGUUCCUCGGCCUCAACAGCCUGCACACCAUCUCUGUGGUGGGCCUGGACGACUACGCCGCCAUGAUGGGCGCGUGGAAUCUCACUUUGGCGCUGAGCUUCGUCACCAUCGGACCUUUCCUCGGUGUGGUGCGUGAUGCAAGCGACAGCUAUGCCAUCAGUUUGUGGGUGGCGGCUUUUCUUGUCCUGGUCAGUUUUCUGCUGUGGUUCCUCAUGCCUGCUGCUGUAGCUUAUGACGAAAGGAUGAAGGCAAAGCAAGUUUCUUCCGCAUGACUCGACGCUUUGAACACUCAAGUCUCACCGUGUGACUGUAGCACCGUGCGUGUUCUUACCAUGGCCUUCGUAUACAGGCCUGAGGGAUCAGAUGUGACGUCAGCACAAGUAGGCCAUCGCCGCGCCGCUCUGCUCAUCUCUUUUCCCAUAAAUGUUCUAUCAUUUCUAUGUUUUUAUCGAUGAUCUUUUUCUUUUGUCUUACAAUAUAAACGUAUGAUGAUGA